Molecule: messenger RNA, 1002 nt
Organism: Symbiodinium natans
Lineage: Eukaryota; Dinophyceae; Suessiales; Symbiodiniaceae
Source: the annotation of a GenBank genome assembly
AUGUGGCGGCGUCCAUCGCCUCGGCAGCUCCCGGGUGGCCUGGCAGGAUGCCUCUGCAACGGGCCCAACGCACAGCCCGGCGUCCAAGACCUUGAUGAAGAGCUGGUCGCGCUUGUCGAUGCACCUUCCUUGGAGGCAGCCAUUGCAGCGAGCGAUGCAUCCAUGUGCAAAGGCCGCUUGGACACAGACUUCAAGACCUGGCAGUGGCGGGAUCAUGCCGCAGAAGAAGGGCACCAAGUGCUUCGCAGCAGCACCCACUCACUCUCGGACAUGCUGACUGAUGAGGACUGGGGAUUCUUCUCGUACGAGCUACUUCUGCUGAGUCGCUACUUCCUUCGGGAAGGCAGCCCUGCAUUGGACCAGGUGUCUGCUUUGAUUCCAAUCUGUCGGGUGCGCUUGGGCAUCAACAGCCAGCUCCAUCAUCACAUCGUUGAACUGUCUAGACCUGCUGGCAGCGAGGCAUACUCGCCGCUAGACGUUCGGUACCGCGCAUCCCUAUUACUCAGGCUCUGGGCUAGCUGGGAAAACUUCGAGUACGGAACUGUGGCAGAUCCUUCAAAAGAAUGGACGCAGAAAUGGAUCUACAUGCAGCUCCGAGUUCUGAAAGGAUGCAUCCUGGAAAGGGCCAUGCAGCUGCAUGGAGAAGGGCAUGAGGACCUCUCAGCCUGUGGUCGCUGCUUGCGCGCAAUCCGGGAGCUGACUGAGACUGCGCUCAGCGGAACCUGGGGAAAGCCACAACCGCUUGACAGGACGGGCUCUGUUUGCCGUUUGCUCACAAAGGUUGACGUGCUUGCUGUCGAAUUUACAUCUUUGAAAGACCCAGUUUCUUCCACGAGACCCGAUUGCUUCGGUGAAACGAGCGCUGGCUUUUGGCAGCUUUGCCCUGCAACAUGCGGCAAGUUGCGGCAAGGUUUGAGAAGUUUGGGAAGGACUGGGUGCCAAACAAAACCAGGUGGGGAGAGAGCCAUGGCAGGGCGAAACAAAACCAACGACCGGCUUUGA